Molecule: messenger RNA, 2313 nt
Organism: Fusarium graminearum PH-1
Lineage: Eukaryota; Fungi; Ascomycota; Sordariomycetes; Hypocreales; Nectriaceae
Exons: 5
Coding region: 1-2313 (770 amino acids)
Biological process (GO): protein phosphorylation; positive regulation of transcription elongation by RNA polymerase II; transcription elongation by RNA polymerase II
Cellular component (GO): nucleus; cyclin/CDK positive transcription elongation factor complex
Molecular function (GO): cyclin binding; cyclin-dependent protein serine/threonine kinase activity; ATP binding
Source: RefSeq, a predicted model, not a curated record
AUGGAGCACUCACCCAAGCCUCCAAGUCGACCUCGAUAUGCUGCCAUGAGAGACGAUCAGGAACGUGAUGACCAAGGAGAAAGGGCUCUUGAUGAGCAAGUCGAAAGAAGUCCAGAAGAGAUCGAAGUCCUCGACCGAGGACAAGGGAUUAUAGCCCCGAGUCUGCUUCAAGGAAGCACGGUCGACACCCCUCACGGGGACGACGCCAAACAUCGCCUCGCCAUCACAUACGGACUUCAAAAUCCCCAAUGCGAUCACGCCUCAGAUCCCCAGCAGAAUCAGAAUCAGGCUCCCGGCGUGCAGAUAGAGAAGGAGGGCCCGGGCAACAGUCACAGAGUCGGUCACCUAUGUCAGAGUAUCGAACAUCUUCGGCGCGGCGAGUUCAGCCGUUACCUAUUGAGGGCCAACGUGAACCAGACUAUGAACAACAGUCCUCGCGGCGACAGCAUCCGCCAAGGUCACCUCACGUUAGCAAAGAACGGCGAUCUCGAGAGGGAUCACCUGGCUGGCGCCACUCUUCAAGGUCUCAUCCUCAAGGAAGUAACUAUGGCCCACCAAGCGGGCCCUCAAGUCAAUAUCACCCCAAUCCCUCACGAUCCCCUCCACAUUCUGCCCCUACUGGACCUAUGCAGCAGUAUCCUCAAGGAGGAAGCUAUCGCGGAGGUUAUCGAGGUGGCGGCUUUCGGGGCGGCUCUUUUGGCAACCGAGGUAGAGGUGGUUUUAAAAAUUCCCACUGGAACCAAGGCCCUCCCCAACGGGGGCAUCAUGACGACUUGGGCAACGGAAGCACCAAAGCCCGAAAUAUCUCAAAAACUAAACGCCGCUCCCCGAAGAGAUGCUCAAAAGGACAGCCGAGACAAUGACCGUGACCGCAGUCGGGAUCACGAUCGAGAAAGAGAAAGAGACAGGGACAGGGACAGAGAAAGGGAAAGGGAAAGAGAGAGGGAAAGAGAACGAGAAAAGGGCAGAGAGAGGGACAGGGAUCGAGAGCCUCCACGAAGUGCGCCCACAGAACCAGCAUCAUCGCGAUCACGACAUGAUCGCCGCCAGCCUCCGGAGGGCCCAAGGGUAACGCCUCGAAUGCGCAAAGUGAAGAAGAUGAUGAAGCGGCCAAAGCCAAGACCGACUCUCCCGGCCGAUUUGGUGGAUUCGGAGUCUGUUUUCUUCAGGAAACCUGGCAAUGAGUCCGUCGUUGGCUCCGGCACUUAUGGUAAGGUCUUCAAAGGGUUGAAUGUCUACACCAAAGGAAUGGUCGCUCUAAAGAAAAUCCGCAUGGAGGGUGAACGUGAUGGCUUCCCUGUUACGGCUGUGAGGGAAAUUAAGCUCCUUCAGUCGCUCAGACACGUCAACAUUGUGAACCUCCAGGAAGUUAUGGUCGAGAAGAACGACUGCUUCAUGGUGUUCGAGUACCUAUCGCACGAUCUCACAGGACUAUUGAAUCACCCGACUUUCAAGCUGGAGGCUGCACAGAAAAAGGACCUUGCCAAGCAAAUGUUUGAGGGAUUGGACUAUUUGCACACAAGGGGAGUCCUCCAUCGUGAUAUCAAAGCGGCAAAUAUUCUCGUGAGUAACGAAGGAGUGCUCAAGAUCGCAGAUUUCGGUCUUGCUCGUUUCUACGCCAAACGUCACCAGCUAGACUACACCAACCGAGUCAUCACUAUCUGGUAUCGCUCGCCUGAGCUUUUGCUGGGCGAAACCAAAUAUACUGCUGCCGUCGAUGUCUGGAGCGCAGCAUGCGUCAUGGUUGAAAUAUUCGACCGAAAUGCCAUCUUUCCCGGAGAUGGUACUGAGUUCAACCAACUGGAGAAGGUCUACAACGUUAUGGGUACACCGAACUUGAAAGAUUGGCCAGGCCUGGUUGAAAUGCCUUGGUUCGAGCUCAUGCGGCCGACUGUCAAGAAGAAGAACAUCUUUGAAGAAAAGUACCGCGAGAAGAUGUCUCCAGCAGCUUUUGAGUUGCUAUCUGUCAUGUUUCAUUACGACCCCGUCAAACGACCCAGCGCUUCCGAAGUACUUCAACAUACCUACUUUACUAAGGAAGAGCCACCAGCUCGGCAAGCCACAGAACUCUCUACUCAUAACGACUGGCAUGAAUUCGAGUCAAAAGCUCUCCGAAAGGAAAAUGACCGACGUGAAAGGGAGGCCCGAAAGCUGGCCAAAGAAGGUGCCAGCAGGGAUGCGGAUAAGGAUAAAGACAAGAAACGCGUCAACGAAGGAAUCGACCAGCCAGACGCAAAGCGGGUACAGGUUGACAAGAAUGGUGGAAAUAAGCCUACACCGGCAGUGACCUCGUCAAAGCCCACUGAGGCAUAG